Molecule: messenger RNA, 1209 nt
Organism: Ostreobium quekettii
Lineage: Eukaryota; Viridiplantae; Chlorophyta; Ulvophyceae; Bryopsidales; Ostreobiaceae
Source: the annotation of a GenBank genome assembly
AUGCAAAAUUCAAAGGAGUAUAGGAGGGGAGAGGAAGGUGAUCUACUUAAAAAAAUUAAUAAGGACAUUAUCACAGGAGGGGGGGGGAGAAUUGGCAAGGAGUGGGUGCGAGGGUUUUUCGGUUUCUCAGCUUCAGCAACAGAACAAUGUCUGCAAAUGUGGCUACAUGUGGUGCAGAGCAUCAUUCAACAAUACGCACUCAAUGACUACAUUCAAAGACUGAGGGAAGAACUGCAAAACCCUCAACCGCAGGGGGCCCAUUUGCCAGAACCUCAGUUGCACACAGCCCAACCGCAAGAGCACCUAUUGCAAGGGCCCCAACUACAGAACCCUAUGCUGCAAAGGCCCCAAAUGCAGGGAUCCCAGGUGCGGGGGCCCCAACAGCAGCAGGCCCUAGUGCAGGGUGUCUUGGUGCAGGGGGUCCAAGGACGAGCUCACCAGGUGGAGGGUUUCCAAGUACCGGGGUCUCAGGUGCAGGUGUCCGAACUACAAGGUUCCCAUGUGCACAUCCCCCAGGGGCCACAAGCACAGGUCUCCCAUGGCCCCCGACAAGGCUCCCAGAGGCCCCAACUGCCAGAGACACAAGGGCCACAGUUGCAAGUGUCAAACUUGCAGGCAGGUCUUCAUGGGGCUGAUGUGCAGAGGCAACCAUUGGUUGGUAUCCAGUCGCAAGGGUUGCAAUUGCUUGAAGCUUAUGUCAGCACAACGCAAGCACUUGAGGCUCAUGCAUGUGUUGUCCAGUCUCAGAUGUACCAACCACAUGAGUUCCAGUCGCAUGAGAUGCCAAAUGAAACCCACUGCCAUGGAUCAGAACCAGAUGAAAUGCAUGUGCAUGGGACCCAAGGGCUAGGGUACCAACCAGCUGACACCCAUUUGCCUGCACCAAACUGGCAAGAGUUAAGCAAUGUGCAAAUGAGGCCUACAGAGAUGGAUAUGCAACAUGGUGGAGAGGGAUUGGAAGAUGACUUACAUUUGGGACUUGCAUCCCAACAACAACAAGCUCAUGGUGGUAUGGGCUCUGAAGCCUGCGAUGCAGAUUCUGACCUAGACAACAAUCCGAAUGGGACGAGCAUAUGCGAGCAUGACACUGUGGCAUGCAAUGACACUAGCGCGGUAUUGCCGGAGAACCAAGUUGAUGAUGACGAUGAUGAGAUCAGUAAGUAUAUUGUACUUAAUAUGCAAGUAUGGGCAUUCUCACCAGAGCGAUAA